This is a messenger RNA of Salvia splendens (bonfire salvia), 1041 nucleotides long. RefSeq lists its product as uncharacterized. The transcript has a single exon. Gene Ontology annotation, molecular function: nucleic acid binding; zinc ion binding. NCBI's taxonomy places the organism in Eukaryota, Viridiplantae, Streptophyta, Magnoliopsida, Lamiales, Lamiaceae. Bases 1 to 1041 code for a protein of 346 amino acids. The record is from RefSeq and is a predicted model, not a curated record.
AUGAUACUAGCGUUCGAGAGAGGGAGUCCUGAAUGGUGGCGCGAUGUGACACCACCGCCACUGCCCCAACCACAAGAUCGUCGGAUCGAGGAACUUUUCCUAAAGCAGUGUCCGCCGGUAUUCAAUGGUUUGGGAGACCCGAAAGAAGCUGAGACUUGGGUCAAGGCACUAGAACGCCUAUUUGACUUCCUACGUUUCCCGGACAAAGACCGACUGAGAUGUGCAUCAUUCCAGCUGAUUAAAUCUGCGGAUUUGUGGUGGGAAGGGAGAAAGAAAACAAUAACUCUAGGACAAUUGGAGGGGACUACUUGGGAACAAUUCAAGACUGAGUUUUAUAAUAAGUAUGUUCCCCUGAACUAUCGAAGGGAAAAGGAAGUGGAAUUCUGUAACUUGAGACAAGGACCGAUGUCCGUGACAGACUACGAUCGGUUGCUCUGCGAUAUGUCCAAAUAUGCACCGGAGCAGGUGGAUACUGAUGAGAAAAUGGCUAGGAAAUUUCGUGCCGGUCUGAGGCACGAAAUUCGAAUGGCGUUGGUUCGCCACGGGAGGUUGACAUACCCUGAAUCUCUAAGAGAAGCACUAUAUGUUGAAUCUACUUUAGCAAAGGAGGAACCCGCACCGGUCACCACUACCGCAUUCCGCCAAGUCCAGGCUCAAGCACCUAGGAACAAGAAACAGUUGAAUGGACAACUGACUCAACUCGGGCCCAAGAAAGCUCGGCUAAAACAGAACAAGCCACGAGGGUUCGGGAGGCAAACGACCCCCAAAACAGUCAGGAAAUAUCAACAAGAACCCCCCGUUUGCCCAGAGUGCAAUAGAACGCACUAUGGGAUAUGCAAGGCGGGAACAGGAGCUUGCUUUGCAUGUGGGCAGAGCGGACAUUUUAAGAAACAUUGUCCGACAAAACCCCUGGAAAUCGGGACGAGGUCACACCCGACAAUUCAGUCAGAACUGCGGACACCACACACACAACUUGGAGCAAAUCCACAAGUGCCACCGCCAAAUUAUCAGCAGCCGCAAGGUCUCCUGUCACAGGCUUGA